AUGAAGUUCUCCAACGCUGCUGCUCUUGGCCUCGUGGGCUGUGCCCUUGCCUUGCCCAAGCACAUCGAGGGCGGCGACCGUCAGUCUCUCCCUAACUUGCCAUCCGGUUUCCCCAUCCCGUCCGGCACUCCGUCCGAGGGCCAGCCCCAGGAGGGCGGCGAGGGUAACUUCCCUGGUCCUAGCGGAACGUUCCCCUCCAGCUUCCCCGUUCCCUCCGGCGGCGCUGGUUUCCCCGGCCCCAGCGGCUUCCCAGUUCCUUCCGGCGGUGCUGGCUUCCCUGCUCCCAGCGGACAGCCUGAUUUCCCUGCUCCCAGCGGACAGCCUGACUUCCCUACUCCCUCCGGCGGAGCAGGAUUCCCCGAACAGUCGUUCGACAAGCGGGACGAGGGCUUCCAAUUCCCCGACCCCAGCGGCUUCCCUGUGCCCUCCGGCAUUAUUCCCUCCGGCUUCCCCAUUCCAUCCGGUAUCCCAUCCGGCUUCCCCAUUCCCUCCGGCAUUCCUUCCGGCUUCCCCGUUCCAUCGGGAUCACCUUCUAGCGGCUCUCCCUUCGGUGACUCCUCCUUCAGCGGAUUCCAGAAACAACAGUCCCAGGGCACCGAUGAAGGUGACGACAACGACGACGAGUCCUCCUUCCCGACGCCCUCCGGAGCGCCCUCGUCGGCCCCCAGCGGCGAGCCCGACUUCCCUACCCCCAGCGGUCCUGCUCCUUCCGGUGGUUUCCCUAGUGGUUUCCCCGGCGGCCACCACGGCGAAGGCCACCACGGCGGUAAGGGCCACCAUGCGAGGGCCACGGCCCCAAGCCGACUGGAACCCAGCCCUCUGGCAGCGGAAGCGGUCCUCGUCCCACUCCGUCGGGCUCUUUCCCUAAGCCUAGUGGGGGGGCUUCGUUCCCUUUCUUUGCUUAGGUGA
This is a messenger RNA of Aspergillus bombycis, 909 nucleotides long. RefSeq names its product extracellular proline-rich protein. The record is from RefSeq and is a predicted model, not a curated record. Lineage: Eukaryota; Fungi; Ascomycota; Eurotiomycetes; Eurotiales; Aspergillaceae. The transcript has a single exon. Bases 1 to 909 code for a protein of 302 amino acids.